AUGUCAACACAAGCUCCCGCCGUAGGUGGAGCAACCAGCUCCAAUGUAAAAGCUGGAUCAACGCGUGCUGUCCAGUCGUCGUCGUCGUCGUCGUCGUCACAGCCCUCGCAGAGUCAAAAGGCUUCAGCGUGGCAACCCUACUCGAUCCUGCCUCCUGCCACCCGUCGCAAAGUGAGUGUUUACCACUCAUAAAAUACUCCCUCCCCAGAAGAAGUUGUUGUUGCUACUGCGAAUGGGAGCGUCUUCAGUAGGUUCAGCACGGUCGCCUCCGGCUGAGUUGUCCUCUCCGACUUGUACAGAUCGAUCCACGAUCCACGGUCCUGUCCAAGCCUUACCUAGAGUCGCUCAAUAUCCCAGACGAUGUCGCGCAGGAGCGUAUCGCCAACAAGUACCUCCAACUCGAGCCCCCCGAAGGCAAAGAGUCGGAUCGACGGAAAGCCGAGUUGGCGACAAGAAGGGCCGAGAAGGACAAGCGCACCCUCGCCAAAAUUAGGCAAAGUGGGUGUGGCUUGGUUGGGAAAGCUAGGCGAAAGAGACUGGGCAAAGCUGUGGACGAGAAGAUUCGGUGCGUAGGCCCGCGUUCAACGGAGACGCCAUCCGCCGCUGACCUCUCGGUUUCCGUUGCUCGCCUUAAAGCUAUGACUCGGUGCUUCCGUUGCAUCAUUUGUGGCUAGGGUACAUGUCGGAACUACUUGGCAUUCGCCUCGAGGCACCACCGAUCGAUUCGUCGACAACGGAAGACACCAUAGGGACGACUACGACGACGGCGACCCAAAAAUUGGACAAGACGACCCUGUACCCGAUGUUCCCGCCGCGACAGAACGACGGGCCGCCAAUGUCCGAACUCAAUGUCAAUGUCGUGACUUUGCAUUCAAAGCUUGUCAAAGCAGAGUUCGUGGGCUCCAUCGUCGCAGGUGAGCUCACCCCGCUUCUUGGUGUCUUGAGGUCGAAGAGAAGAAAAUAACGACUCGGUUUCUGUCCCACAGUCAAACGAGCCAAGAACCCUUCUCUGGUUGGCAUCCAAGGUAUCGUCCUGCAAGAAACCCAAGGAACUUUCAAGCUUGUCACAGCGAAAUCUCAGAUCAAGCGUGAGCACAAGCUCCUUAGACCCCGGUGACGCCCGCUGAGCUCGCAGCUGACUGCUUCGUAAUAUCAUGUGAGACAUCAGUCGUGCCAAAGCAGGGCUCAGUCUUCGACAUCACAUUACCUCUCGCUGCCAAGGAUGAGUCUGACACGUUGUCACGGAAACUCUCCUUCGACCUCUUUGGUGAUCAAUUCGCAUAUCGGUCGGCCGAGCGAGUCGGCAAAAAGUGGAAGGCAGGGACCAGCGCUGGCGAGGUGCAAUUGUAA
Molecule: messenger RNA, 1350 nt
Organism: Microbotryum saponariae
Lineage: Eukaryota; Fungi; Basidiomycota; Microbotryomycetes; Microbotryales; Microbotryaceae
Source: the annotation of a GenBank genome assembly